Mya arenaria is the source of this 2262-nucleotide messenger RNA. RefSeq lists its product as uncharacterized. NCBI's taxonomy places the organism in Eukaryota, Metazoa, Mollusca, Bivalvia, Myida, Myidae. Gene Ontology annotation, molecular function: ubiquitin-protein transferase activity; zinc ion binding. Bases 140 to 1891 code for a protein of 583 amino acids. Gene Ontology annotation, cellular component: nucleoplasm; chromatin. The record is from RefSeq and is a predicted model, not a curated record. Gene Ontology annotation, biological process: positive regulation of DNA-templated transcription. The transcript is spliced from 2 exons.
GUAGGUUUAACAUUUUUUGAAAAUACACCUUUCAAUAAUACCAUAAAACCUACAGUGACAAUCGAAUAUUGGUAAAUGUAAAUGUAACACAAUGGACUAAGACGGAUUUGGAACAGGAGUAAGAUAUACAUAGGCAAAUAUGGCUGAAGGUGGGGGUAAUACACAAGAUGGACAUAUUUUGGCAGAAACGGUUGGUGCUGUCAGUGGACGUAUUAAGAAACAUUGCGAACCAUGCUGCAAGGAUAAGAAGACUACGCCUGCAAGUGUCUACUGUAAGAACUGCAGAGAGUUUCAAUGUUUUGAAUGUUCUUCUCAUCACAAGCGGUUUGCCUAUCUGUCCGAUCACGACAUUGUCGAAACGCACAAAGCAGAAAAUGACGAACAUCAUGUCAACAUGUAUGGGUAUGACAAAUGCUUUGUUCAUGGAAGCUCUGUAGAAGUUUACUGCGAAGAUCAUGACGCUUUAAUUUGUUUGAAGUGUGCCUUUUCAGACCAUAAAAAGUGUGAAAAUGCAAAACAUAUUGAGGAAUGUUCAAUGGAAUUGAAAAUUAAAGAAUUCAAAGAAGUCUUAACGGCAUGUUGUGACAAAGCAAACGAAUAUAUUGAUAACGUCAAAGAAAUCGGAGUUACAGAAAAGGAGGGAGUAAAAGCAAAGGCGGAGAGGAUUAAAUCAGAGUUGUGCGCGAAGAUAGAUAAUAAUCUAGCAAAAUACCUAGGUGAAAUUGACAUUGCAGCAGAAUGCGCCAAAUCUUCUGUGAAAGACAAUGUGUCUGACGUUUCAAUUAUUUACGAACAGUUAGAACAGUGGACGAAAUGUUUGGAUACUGCAUCCAAACAAGGAUUUACUGAUAAAAGCUUUAUCCUUAGCCAAUCUCUUAAGGUCAAAGCCCAGGAACAUAAAGACUUUCUGAACAAACAAUGUCUAGACACUUCUUCCUUCAAGAUACACACAGAACAUAUGUUUAGAGAGGGUAGUAUUGAGCAAACCUACGAUGUCACAGUCCAAGUAAAUAGUUCGGACAUUUUGCAGCAAGAUGGGGAUAGCAAACGAAGCACCGACAGCAAGAACAUAGUUGAAUUGCACAGAAAAGCUUCCGUGUUAGUUAAAAAAUAUUCGAAUAAAGAAGAACCGUUUGUCAGUGGUAUUGACUUUCUCGAAGAUGGACGAUUGCUAGCUGUUGAUAAUGAGAACGAUAACUGUCUAGUAUUAGAUGAAAACCUAAGUAUUCUUGGAAAACCAUUUACCUUUUUCAAUACCAAACCUUUUGAUAUUUGUGUUUAUAAAGAAACCCAAGCAGCAGUUACAUGUAUUGGUCUCAUAUAUUUUCUGAAAGUGGACGAACUGAACACUAUCAGACUGAUUCGAAAAGUGAAAAUAUCAGCGUCUUACUACUCUAUAUCCAGAUUUAACUGCUCAAUGUUUCUUUGUAGCACUUUCGAUGAUUCCAAAGCGCCGGUUCGUGUCUUGGAUUUUAAAGGAAAAGAGACAGAUUUUAAUGAUAUUGUGUUUCCUAAAAUUAAAUAUGAACACUUUAAAAGUCAGUGUACGUUUGCAGAACAUUUAGGUAUAAUAACAUUGACAGAUUAUGAUUCCAAUAAAGUGUACCUGAUUAACACACACACAGGAAAAACAAUAGUUGUGGAAGAUAAAACAAUCGAGAAUCCGUCUUAUGUCUGCAUGGGUCCAACUGAUUCAGUGUUCGUCGCAUGUGGUAGAUGCAUUGUAAGAAUUUCCCUCAAAGGACUGAUCUUACAGACAAUUGAGGCCCAAAAACAAUAUCCCUCUGCUUUAUGUAUAUCGAGGGAUGGGGCAAAAAUAGUGGUGGCAAAUAGACCUUUAACAGGCCGAGUAAUUCAAUCGUAUGAACUAACGUUUUCACCGGACAAAUAGAGAUGAUUGAUCAUUACAUAUUAAAGAUCCGGGUAAAAGUGGUAGUAUGUGUUUGCUUUAUUGACAAAAUCUUAACACGGCUGUGUAAACACAUUAUUUAAUUAUUAAACAUGAAUAAAAAAGUGUACUUAAUUAUGAACAUAUUCAAAUUAAUAAUCGUUUUUUUUUUCAAAACAUAAAUAAAAUUCAAAAUGAAGGUGGUCGAACUUGUGUCAAUAAAAAUAUUAUUGUCUUGUAAUAAAACCUAUGGCCGCAAGAACAAGAAAACCACAACAGGACAUUUUGAACAACACAUGCGUUGAAUUAAAAAGAAAUUAAUAGUUUAGUAGUUGUGUUAUGCUGGUUUUCUUAUAAUAAAUAGUCGCAAUUCU